AUGCCGCGCCGACGCGUAUCCGUCUCCUACUCAGCUCUCGAAGAAAGCAGGCCCCCUCUGCUGGAGACCCGAUGGGGGCUCAUGACAUACACUCUAUCACGCGUCCCGCCCCGAAAGCUUGCCGCGCUCCUCACCUACGCUUGGCUCAUCUUCCAGCUAUCAGAUCGGCAGUGGAUCACACCCGAAGUCUGGGGAAAGGCAGGAGGGAGUAUUGUCGGUGUGCUGAGUAUGGUCACGGGUUUACUAUUAUCGUAUAGAUUUUCGACGGCUAUAGGAAAGUGGGACGAAGGAAAGAAGGUCUGGUCGGAAGUCCGGACCACUAUCAGAGAUGGGAUACGAGUGCUAUCUAUCUCGGGCGGAGAAGAUGUUAGCUUGGGGGUGGAUGUCUCUGAGAAAGAUAGAAGAGAUGAUCCUUCAUCGGGGAAUAAUGAUGAUAAUUGCACUCUGGUCAACAGUCGGACAGACGAGCUGUCCGGUUUAUUUGUCGGGUUUGCGUUCGCUCUCCAACACCACCUGCACGGUACAAGACCUCUGCCUCAAGCACCGUUAUGUGACCUGCUUCCGCCAUCCUACCUCUCAUCUCUCAAAAGAACGGAUGCCCGAGUACGAUUUGCGGAAGCUCACGCGGGACCAUCGGGCACCUUGCGCCGCAAACCAACCGGAUUGCCAGGCUCAGAAGAGUCGGAAGGAGAUGACUGGGAGAUUGGGAACCUCAAAGAAAAUGCCGAGGAGGCCAUGUCGAAAUUCGCAGAGGCCAUCACGCAGUCGAAUGAGGUGGACAGCCAUAGGAGCCAGGAGCUGCAACAGCAACUCAAGCAGCUCAACAUCCCCGAGUCUUCUCCCGCCAUCGAUAACGGCACCGUUCCCACUCUGACGGCUGAUAAGCAGCCGGCCAAGUCGAAUCUACACUCUCCCUACCCACCCAACUUGUCUCUUACGCUACUCAAGAUCAUGGAUGCGUAUGUGGAAGGUCUUGGAGGUCUUCCAGAGGAGAGAGGUGGUUGGAACGUGCCAAAGCGUGAAAGAGGAUUUGCUCUGAUAAAAUCGCUCAACAACCACCUCGGCAAGGCCGAAAGGCUCUCAUCUAAUCCGCCCCCUCUACCUCUCACCCUCCAUCUCUCUCAUCUACUGACCAUCUACUUGGCCGCCAUCCCCUGCUCCCUCCUCUGUGUGGUCAAGGGCUGGCCAUUGGUGUUUAUCACCUUUAUCGCGGGGUGGUGCUUGCUUGGACUGGAAGCGCUCAUCAGCGAAGUCAGCGGUGUAUUCGGGUCUUCCGAAAACCACCAUCCGCUGCUGAUAUUCACCCAGGAGAUACUGAACGAGUCUCUCGACAUAUCGCCUUCGUUCCUGCGGUAUUAUCGAUCUCGGGUGGCAGCCCGGGUAGGGGACGAUGUCAGAGAGGUGUUGGAGCUGGACAGGAGAGGGAGACGCAGUGCUGACGAGUGGCUGCCGAGCUUUAGAUAG
Cryptococcus wingfieldii CBS 7118 is the source of this 1464-nucleotide messenger RNA. RefSeq lists its product as hypothetical. The record is from RefSeq and is a predicted model, not a curated record. The transcript is spliced from 7 exons. Gene Ontology annotation, molecular function: chloride channel activity. The coding region runs from base 1 to 1464 and encodes 487 amino acids. Lineage: Eukaryota; Fungi; Basidiomycota; Tremellomycetes; Tremellales; Cryptococcaceae.